CCCCCUACCUUACCUUUACCUUACCUCUACCCUACCUUACCUCACCCUACCCUACCCUACCCUACCCUACCCUACCCUACCCUACCUUACUGUGUCGUACCUUUUCCAGCUCGACAUCGACAUACCUACACACGGACUGUACCUCAUUCGUCUCACCUCACCUCAGCUACCCGAUCUCUUCAUUCAUCCAUCCCAACCAUCACCACACACACACGCCCACACACACCCGACCACAACAAUGAGCACGAGAACCAAGCGAAGUGCCGGCCAGGCCGACCUCGUCGAGCUCCCCGAGGACAGCGACGCCAGCGAGGAAGAGGAGUACGAGAGUGAGGGUUCUUUUCAGGGAGAUGAGGAUGAGGAGGAGGAGGAAGAAGAAGAGGAAGAAGAGGAGGAGCCGGAGGAGGAGACUGCAGCUCCAGAACCCAAAGCCAAGCGUCAGAAGACCAAGGCAACUGCCCCCGAGAAGGACGAAGAGGGAAAAGAAGCAGAAGAAGAGGUUGCUGAGGCCGGCGAAGAUGCUGUCGAUGACAAUGAUGAAGAGGCAGAGGCAGAGGCAGAUGCCGAUGAGGACGAACCCGCCGAGGCUACAGCCAAGACAGGUGGCCCAGCAGAAGCUGCGAAGAAGAACAAGAAGGACGUUGUACCCAAGGAGGAUGAUCUGGCCGAAGUCGAAGACGCCGAAAACGACGACAAGGAGAACUGAAUGAAGUCGUUUGUGUCGUGUGACUCGAAAAACAGAGGUCCGACGAGGUUUUUUUCCUGCUUGCAAAAGACAGGAAUAGAUGAUUCCAAUGAUAUGUACAACAACAACAACAACAAUAACAACGGUCCAUCUGGUGGUGGGCAAUAAUCCGCAAUGAGACAUGCUUUUCAAUUUUGUGCGGAAUCAUA
Molecule: messenger RNA, 894 nt
Organism: Sphaerulina musiva SO2202
Lineage: Eukaryota; Fungi; Ascomycota; Dothideomycetes; Mycosphaerellales; Mycosphaerellaceae
Exons: 3
Coding region: 239-706 (155 amino acids)
Source: RefSeq, a predicted model, not a curated record